UUCAGAGCAGGAACAGUCAUCAAUAAAUGCCUUGCCUUCUUUUAAGGGCUCCGUGCGCCCCUGUUAUUAAGAGGAGGAGCUCUUUGUUCUGCCUUUGAUGUGUGGUGCGUUCAGGAAAGUCUACAGCACAUCCGCGAAAGAAAACAUUGUGUGAUGUGAUCCUGAUGGUCCAGGAAAGAAAGAUACCUGCUCAUCGUGUUGUCCUUGCUGCAGCCAGUCAUUUUUUCAACCUAAUGUUCACAACUAACAUGCUUGAAUCAAAGUCCUUUGAAGUAGAACUCAAAGAUGCCGAACCUGACAUUAUUGAACAGCUUGUGGAAUUUGCUUAUACUGCCAGGAUUUCUGUAAACAGCAAUAACGUGCAGUCUUUGUUAGAUGCGGCAAACCAGUACCAGAUUGAACCUGUGAAGAAAAUGUGUGUUGAUUUUUUGAAAGAACAAGUUGAUGCUUCAAAUUGUCUUGGUAUAAGUGUUCUAGCAGAGUGUCUAGACUGUCCUGAAUUGAAAGCUACUGCAGAUGAUUUCAUUCAUCAGCAUUUUACUGAAGUUUACAAAACUGAUGAGUUUCUACAACUUGAUGUUAAGCGAGUAACACACCUCCUCAACCAGGAUACUCUGACUGUGAGAGCAGAGGAUCAGGUUUAUGAUGCUGCAGUCAGGUGGUUGAAAUAUGAUGAACCUAAUCGCCAGCCGUUUAUGGUUGAUAUUCUUGCUAAAGUCCGAUUUCCUCUUAUAUCAAAGAAUUUUUUAAGUAAAACAGUACAAGCUGAACCACUUAUUCAAGACAAUCCUGAAUGCCUUAAGAUGGUAAUAAGUGGAAUGAGGUAUCACUUACUGUCUCCAGAAGAUCGAGAAGAACUGGUGGAAGGAACAAGGCCCAGAAGAAAGAAACAUGACUACCGCAUCGCUCUCUUUGGAGGCUCACAACCACAGUCCUGUAGAUAUUUUAACCCAAAGGAUUACAGCUGGACAGACAUCCGCUGCCCCUUUGAAAAACGAAGAGAUGCAGCGUGCGUGUUCUGGGACAAUGUUGUUUACAUCUUGGGUGGCUCUCAGCUUUUCCCUAUAAAACGCAUGGACUGCUAUAAUGUGGUAAAGGAUAGCUGGUAUUCUAAGCUGGGCCCUCCGACACCUCGAGACAGCCUUGCUGCCUGUGCUGCAGAAGGCAAAAUAUAUACAUCUGGAGGUUCCGAAGUAGGAAACUCUGCGCUGUAUUUGUUUGAGUGCUAUGAUACAAGAACUGAGAGUUGGCACACAAAGCCUAGCAUGCUGACUCAACGCUGCAGCCAUGGGAUGGUGGAAGCCAAUGGCUUGAUCUAUGUUUGUGGUGGAAGUUUAGGGAACAAUGUUUCUGGGAGAGUGCUGAACUCCUGCGAAGUUUAUGAUCCUGCCACCGAAACGUGGACAGAACUGUGUCCAAUGAUUGAAGCCAGGAAGAACCAUGGGCUGGUAUUUGUAAAGGACAAGAUAUUCGCUGUGGGAGGUCAGAAUGGUUUAGGUGGUCUGGACAAUGUGGAGUAUUAUGAUAUUAAACUAAAUGAAUGGAAGAUGGUCUCACCAAUGCCAUGGAAAGGUGUCACCGUGAAAUGCGCAGCAGUCGGCUCUAUAGUUUAUGUCUUGGCUGGUUUUCAAGGUGUGGGUCGUUUAGGACACAUCCUGGAAUAUAACACUGAAACAGACAAAUGGUUCGCAAACUCCAAAGUGCGUGCUUUUCCAGUAACGAGCUGUUUAAUUUGUGUCGUUGAUACCUGUGGAGCAAAUGAAGAGACCCUAGAAACAUGAAGGCUGAGCAGACUUCAAAACUCAUCAGACUAAAAAUUGUGACCACCAGUGCUUUGUGUAGCGAGAUUUUGGUUAUAAAGUUUUGGCUUGGAGUUGUGUUGGGUUUUUUAAAGAAAGUUUUAAGUAAAAUAAGUUCCCUGUAAAAGAAAUGUUUAUGGAUUUCCUUACUUGAAUAGAACACACUACAUAGCUGG
Messenger RNA from Elephantulus edwardii (Cape elephant shrew), 1975 nucleotides. RefSeq names its product kelch-like family member 7 (gene KLHL7). Gene Ontology annotation, cellular component: Cul3-RING ubiquitin ligase complex. Bases 165 to 1781 code for a protein of 538 amino acids. Gene Ontology annotation, biological process: protein ubiquitination. NCBI's taxonomy places the organism in Eukaryota, Metazoa, Chordata, Mammalia, Macroscelidea, Macroscelididae. The record is from RefSeq and is a predicted model, not a curated record. The transcript is spliced from 11 exons. Gene Ontology annotation, molecular function: protein binding.